AUGAAAGGCAGUGCUGGCGUUGGAUCCCAUGACUUUUUCGGGAUUAAGAAUCGCCUCUUGAGCCUCCCGUCAGCCCUGGUAUUGCUCUGGGUCUUCGUUCUCUUUUGGGGCGAACGACUGAUCUUUCAGAGAAGUACCACGCCGUGUCUGUGGCAGCAGUGGGAAUCGUGGCCUGCUCAUGCUCAGCCUUAUCAUGUCCUUCUCGUGGCCGACCCUCAACUUGUCGAUCCACAUACCUACCCUGACAGACCAUGGCCUCUGUCCCGCUUGACCGUCCUCUACACCGACCUUUACCUCCGACGAUCCUACCGAUACCUUCAGGAAUCUCUCCGACCCGACGCCACUCUCUUCCUGGGUGAUCUAUUUGACGGAGGUCGAGAAUGGGGAACGGCCGAGUCCUCUUCGCCGGAGCAGCGCUUCAGGAAAUAUGGAUCGGACUUUUGGCUGAAAGAAUAUAUCCGCUUCUCCAACAUUUUCUUGCGGUCUUGGUUGACAGGUACGUCUGCCCGAGUGGCUGAACCCGCCAGUCGUCGCAUAUUGGCCUCGCUUCCAGGCAAUCACGAUCUGGGUUUUGCGGCCGGCAUACAAGGACCUGUGAAGGAGCGGUUUGAUGCAUAUUUUGGGCCACUCAACCGGGUUGACAUUAUCGGCAAUCAUUCGUUUGUUCAUUUGGACACAGUAUCGUUGAGCGCCAUGGAUCAGGUCGACCCCGAGACUGGCAGUUCAGGGGCAGGAGAUGGCAGUGCUGCAGCCACAUCUUCCAGCAAGAUUUGGAAACCUGUUGAAGAAUUUCUCGUGGAAGCGAAAAACACCAGAGCUAAAGCUAUUCAGCAUACAUGUGAGACACUCUUCAGUUGGAACAAUCCCGUUCGAGAGCUGUUCUCCCCCGAAAUAGAGCGAGCCGCUCACCUGGAACAAUCUCACACCAUUCUCAAAUCUCGCCCGCCAAUCAGUUCAUCUCAAUUCCCAACAAUUGUUCUCUCUCACAUCCCUCUUUACCGAUCCGGCUCAACCUCAUGCGGACCGAUGCGUGAACACGGCUCCGCCAUCCCUCUUCAAGCGGGAUACCAAUACCAAAACGUUCUCACACCCUCGAUCUCGCAGGACAUCAUCAAACACCUUACCGCGGAAGAGAUCACGAUGAUCUAUUCUGGGGACGACCACGAUUACUGCGAGAUCGAGCACAACGAAUUCACAGGCCGCAUGAGAGAGAUCACGGUCAAGAGCAUGAGCUGGGCCAUGGGCAUUCGCAUCCCAGGCGUCCAGCUUGUCAGUCUUUGGAACCCGGUCGACAUCCAGAAAGCCAUGUCCGGCGCCUCACUCGCCACGCCACGAGACACCGUUCAGAACCGCCUCUGCCUUCUCCCGGACCAAUUGGGCAUCUUCAUCCGUUACGGCCAGACUCUGGGCUUAACGCUCGUGAUCCUCCUCAUCUACACUCUGAGGUAUAAACCCAAUGCGCCAACCGAGCUGCGUGAGAAAUCCGAACCUCUCCUACCCUUGUCCAUUCGCCAUCGCGAGUCACGCAGCUCACAGUCCUCCUGCAUACAGAACACCGAGCAGCACUCACGUCUUUUCACCCGCAAGAUGGGCAGGUACGGGCAAAUUCCCGCGUCGUCGCGGACGUCGUCACCUUCAAAACCGCCUUAUCCUGACCAGCAUCCCGAACUCUUCGACGAUAGCGACGAUUGGGGCAUGCCCCACGGCACAGCAACACGUGCUCAAUCACCAAAGACACCUCGUAGCCGCGUGGCAUUUUUCGGAAGGACUUUCUGGCGUGUCGCGUGGCCGGUACUGUUGUUCUACUUCUGGCUGAUCUGGACUGGAUGA
This is a messenger RNA of Rhinocladiella mackenziei CBS 650.93, 1830 nucleotides long. RefSeq lists its product as uncharacterized. The coding region runs from base 1 to 1830 and encodes 609 amino acids. Lineage: Eukaryota; Fungi; Ascomycota; Eurotiomycetes; Chaetothyriales; Herpotrichiellaceae. The record is from RefSeq and is a predicted model, not a curated record. Gene Ontology annotation, biological process: GPI anchor biosynthetic process. The transcript has 2 exons. Gene Ontology annotation, cellular component: endoplasmic reticulum.